CACCUCGAUUUGACAACGAAGCUUACCAACUUACAGUCAAACCCACCCUUCUGUAUCCUCAGUCCGGCUACUUGGAUCGUGGGACAACUUCUCGAAGCACUACAUCAUGGAGCGUGAUGCUAGACGGGACCGUAGCCAAUGGCGAGGCUGCCAUACCUUCAACAACAUUGUAUGCGACGGAGACCGAGUCGGAAACCCUAAGCGCAACGGAGGACUAAAGAUGGGGCAAACAUACUAUUAUUAUUAUGAGACGGAUGGGUCAACGGAAACGCAUGACCACACUAAGCCCACCACAAACAUGUGUCCUUAUCUGCCUGGUCAGACCGUCAACACCCUCGAAGUCCCGUUGGAACACAAUCUUUUAAGAGAGCGAAGUGCUUCCAUGAACUCUCUUCGGGGCACUGACUUCCAAACGAUGGACCCGGAGGAUAGGUUCAUGACACCACGACCAGCACCGCCAGUACCUAGUCUACCAGACCUUCGCGUUGGGUCAUCGCCAGCCAUGUCACUUGUUCAUAAACGAUCAACUCGCUCGCUCUCGCCUGCACCUCAUUGGACUGGUGCUGCUCGGCGGUUCCUUGGAAUCAAGAAGUCAUUCAACCGAGAUAGUGACACCGGUAGUGAGACUGAAGUUGAGAGUAAUUAUACGAGACAAAGUCGGCGCAUAACGCCGUCGGGAAGCAUUCGAUCUCGUGAUAUGUCCCCAGAAGCCUUGGAGAAGUUUUUGUCUGAUGAUCGGCCGACGUCACCCGCUCCUUUUGGGCCGGCCCCAAGACUAUUCAUACCCGAAGAGCUUGUCGAAGAAGUUGACGACGACGAAGAAAAUUUCGCGACAUCCGCGGUAUCCGAGAAUGCGCCAUAUACGAUGCUGUCGCCUCCGCCAUUCCAACGAAGCCCCUCCGCAUCUACAGUCAGGGGUAAUGAGAACCCAUCAACGGCAACCAUUGUUCCUAUGGAAUUUCCACUGGAAAAGACCACCACAUUUGGUUCCAUUAAUGGUCAAGAUAACACGGAUAGUGUCGAAGUGGCCCUGCCUCGGUCUCAUUUCUCGUUCUCGACAACAUCGUCGAGCUUGGCCUCCCCUGCAUCUCCUGCAUCGACUGGGUCUCGUGAUCCAGGCCAAUUCUCCUUCUUCGACGAGACGGACGAGGAUGAGGAGAUUUUCUCUAAUGGGGACGAACCAUUCAUUCUACGUGGUUCUUACCGAGACAACAGAAACCGCAGCAUCCCAAAGAACAUACACACGCCCAUCACGGGCUAUAGCCUUCCCCAGCCUACAUCGCAUAACAAACAUGCUGAGGUGAGCCACCUACCGGCGACACUAGGAUCACCGGAGUUAGUUGCGAGACUCGACAGUGGUGUGCCUUUGGGAAGUGCUAGUCUUCUCAGCCGCCCCAGUAUUGAUACUGGGUUCGACGAUUUAGUAAAUGACAUGGGCUGGAUGGCCGACGUCAUCCAGCCCAAGUAUAUCUAAACUUAUCUCUUAUACACCUAUUUACGAUAUCCUAUUUCUCUCUUUUGUUUUCACACAUCUAUAGACCGGGUAUAGAAAUUGGGCAUGUGUUGUCACCAACCAUUAGAAUAUUGGAGCAUGGGCUUCUCAAAAGUAAAGCGUUGGAGUUUACGAUGUCGUAUUAUUUUACCACCAUCUCCUGUCAUGGUAUUUUGGCGCUCGGUUGGGAAAUCGAGGACGGGUUAUUAUAUCCUAUACCACUGGUUAUUUACGCGAAACACGGCCGAUCAUUUG
Hypoxylon fragiforme is the source of this 1747-nucleotide messenger RNA. RefSeq lists its product as uncharacterized. The record is from RefSeq and is a predicted model, not a curated record. The coding region runs from base 107 to 1474 and encodes 455 amino acids. NCBI's taxonomy places the organism in Eukaryota, Fungi, Ascomycota, Sordariomycetes, Xylariales, Hypoxylaceae. The transcript has 2 exons.